Messenger RNA from Sodiomyces alkalinus F11, 983 nucleotides. RefSeq lists its product as hypothetical. The transcript has 3 exons. The coding region runs from base 228 to 704 and encodes 158 amino acids. NCBI's taxonomy places the organism in Eukaryota, Fungi, Ascomycota, Sordariomycetes, Glomerellales, Plectosphaerellaceae. The record is from RefSeq and is a predicted model, not a curated record.
UAGCUUCUGCUUCUGGGUGGCAUGAGCCAUAUAUCUGCCAUAUAUGGUUUCUCUAGUUUUCUGCUGCCUACAUAUACCCAAGGGAGACCUAUACCCGCUCUGGUUCUGACUUAUAAGUCACCAACUCCCCAUGGAGUUGAGACAUUCAAUGUGAAACUGGAAACCCACAUGACUAAUUUACUCCUACUCCGCCAUCAGCGUGUCCGUCAACGCAUCCGGGCCAUAAUAUGCUCGUCUCGCUUCUCCUCCCAGCUUUGUUGGCAACCUCAGCUACGGGCCUCUCUAUCCAACAUGAGAGGGCCGAACCGCCGAGCAAAGCCCUCGAUGCUCGUCAAGCCGUUGUCACGCCGCCCCCCUGCGAGCCCAUGGUCCCCGAGCCCAGCGCUGAAGAGACGGAAGAGAGGUUCAAUCGAUUUGCCAACGCCUUCCUGGUGACCAAGAACCUCACGGAAGCGUUUGAGUACAUCUCCGCUACGUACAUCAAUCAUAACCCCUGGGCCGAGAAUGGUCCCGAAGCAGCGCUUGAUGUCCUCGGGCCCAUUUGGCCGACUAUUGAUAUCACCGUCCUCCGAACAACCUUCCAGUGCAACACGGGCUGGUUGAACUACGUUGCUACCGGAGUAGGUGAAGUUGUGGAUCGAUUCCGUUGGGAGUCUGGCUGCAUCGUUGAGCACUGGGACUUUGGCGAAGUCUAUCCCGAGUAAAGAGGAGGUUGAUAUCGGCUGGGUUGAGGUUCAGACCAAAUGCAGGACACAAACCACGAACGCAUAUAUUACCUUGGGUCCCGAGAUGAGGGGACGGAAGGAUAAGGGGUACAUGUUAUCUUGAACACUUCGGCCUACUUACAGCACAACACAUUCAAAGACCCCUCGUAUUCAUGGGAGUAAACUAUCACGUCUAUAUGCCGUCUAUAGUCCUAUGAGAUAUCAAGUCCCUGAUCGGCCACGGGGGUUCCAACCUUUUAAUUCAUGCCGGCUUAUUUG